Dermochelys coriacea (leatherback sea turtle) is the source of this 6630-nucleotide messenger RNA. RefSeq names its product NIPA like domain containing 2 (gene NIPAL2). Gene Ontology annotation, molecular function: magnesium ion transmembrane transporter activity. The transcript is spliced from 11 exons. Gene Ontology annotation, biological process: magnesium ion transport. The record is from RefSeq and is a predicted model, not a curated record. Bases 352 to 1467 code for a protein of 371 amino acids. Gene Ontology annotation, cellular component: membrane. Lineage: Eukaryota; Metazoa; Chordata; Testudines; Dermochelyidae.
GAGGGAAGGUCUGAGUGCUGUGCUAGGAGCAGCAAAGCUAGCUGAAAAAUUCCUGCAUUUGGCUUUGUUGUUAUGCUCCCCCUACAAAUUUGUAUAGGCAACAAAACAAGCCAUAGCCCCCAGUACACCUCCAAGUUCCCCAGCAGCAGCUCUUCUCCCUCCCCCGACUCUUCAUACACCUGUGCAACGUCCGGGCAGCAGUAGGUGCAGAGGAGUGUGUCAUCCAAGCAGCAUUUCCCACUCCCAAACCAGGAAGUGACUGUAAAGUUUUCACGCUCCUCUCCUGAGAGCAACACGUCCCCUCCUGUUCAUGGCACUGCCUGCGGCGGAGUCCCCCUGGGGGCACAACUGAUGGCUGGAGAAAUGCCCAGCCUGACCGCAUUAGACCAGCUGCCCUGGAACUCCACCUCUGCGGAGCAAGGGGCCAGAAAUGGGUCCCACUUCAACUUUUGGUACAACACAAACAAGACUCAGCUCUUGGGUGUUUUGUUGGCAAUCACUGGAAAUUUUCUGAUUAGUAUCCCUUUGAAUAUCCAGAAAUAUGCUCAUCUCCAACUGGCAUGCCAAGCAAAUCAAAAGCCCUAUUACACAAGCAAGCUGUGGUGGUGUGGAAUUAUCCUCAUGGGGCUUGGAGAACUGGGGAAUGCUGCAGCUUAUGGAUUUGCUCCAGCCACUCUUAUAGCUCCAUUAGGAUGUGUAUCUGUCAUAGGUAGUGCAUUUAUUUCUGUCUUAUUCCUAAAAGAAACCAUGAGGGCUGCUGCUAUGUUAGGUGGAACCCUGAUAAUUGCAGGAACAUAUUUGUUGGUGACAUUCGCUCCAAAUGUAACCCAGGAGCUCACGGCAACUAAAAUACAGAAUUAUUUAAUUAGCUGGCAGUUUCUGAUCUAUGUGUUCUUAGAAAUAAUAAUAUUCUGCAUUCUUCUGUAUUUCUACAAAAGGAAGGAUGUGAAGCACAUUGUGGUUUUGUUAAUGAUGGUAGCACUACUAGCAUCAUUGACUAUUAUUUCAGUAAAGGCUGUGGCUGGUAUGAUAACAUUCUCUGCAAAGGGCAAAAUGCAGCUAACAUACCCCAUUUUCUAUAUCAUGUUGAUUAUAAUGGUGACAUCUUGUGUUUUCCAAGUCAAGUUCUUAAAUCAAGCUAUGCAACUCUACAAUGCAACAGUCAUUGUGCCGAUUAACUUUGUGUUCUUCACAACCAACGCCAUCAUUGCAGGGGUCAUAUUUUAUCAGGAAUUCCAAGGUGCAGCUUUGCUGAGUGUGUUCAUGUUUCUAUUCGGGUGUCUUCUAUCAUUUCUUGGCGUGUUUGUAAUCACACGAAAUCGAGAAGAGGAGCGUUUGCAAGUUCCUUAUAUUGACUGUGGACACAUUCCUGGAAAAAAAAUGACUGACAAAAUACAGCCGGAUUCAAACAGCUUAUCCUAUGGCACUUUGCAUGAUGAAGAUGACUUGGCGAGGGCUCAGAGCUAAGAGCACCCUCAAUUCCAGUUAACAAUAGGAACUCUCUAUUCAUUGACAUCAUAUUCAGCAUCCCAUGUUGAUUGCAUACAUUCAGUGUGUAUGUCAUGUUAUUUUAUGUUGAGAACCCUUAGAGUUAUUUAAGUAUCCUUAAGGGUCCCCUGCCUAUCACAAAUGUGUUACGAUGAUCCAGGAGAGCUAUAAAGCUAGUAACCAUUAAAUGGAGCUGGAUAUUUUCCUGGUAAAAUACCUCUUACUGGUGGUUUAGGGCCAGAUAUUUAAAGAUAUUUAGAUGCCUAAAGAUGCAACUAGCCACACAGUGGGAUUUUCCAAAGCACCCACUUCACCUGCCUGAAUUUAUAGGUGCUUAAUUCCUUUAAAAAUAAGUCAUCAAAAUAUAGUGUGUUUCUAUGAAAGCAUCUGUUGGGAGAAAUCCUGCUUGCCUUAUUCAUACAGCUAGUCCCGUUGCCUUCAAAGGAACUACACAUGUGAGUACAGUGAGUGGGAUUUGUUCCAAUAUAUAAAUAUGGAUGCAUUCACAUGGUAUGUAAUUUAUGUUGAGAUAUGGUAAAAGGCUUGGCAUUAUCAAUUCCUCCAAAGGAGCCCUCUGGGACGGGAAUUUGUCUCUGUCCUACUGGACUGGAGCAGCAAGCAGCUAUUUCAAUACAAUCCAUUCUGAUCCUUACCCCCUCUGUCUUCAUUAAAAAAUAUACGUUUUUGGUGGGGAUUUUGAAGAGGGUGCACACUCUUCCAAUAGAGAAAUAGGAAGCCAACCUUCCACUGCUGUUGUAUUUUGAAUAGGCUCGGCUGGGGAAAAAGUGCGUUCAAUAUAUGGGGCCCAGUCCAUGAAGUCAACGGAAAUAUCGUGUGGGUAAACGAAUCAGGAUCACGAAGGCUAAGUCACUGGGCUAAAAUAUAUCUUUUUCCUUCAUAAAAAGACUUCCCUGCAGUAAGCUAGAGAGCUAGUGCUGGCAGCAGCUGUGGUCACACAGACGGAGCUUGGAGCUUCGAGUCAGAAAGCCGUAAUCCUACUUUAGCUUCUGACUCAUAGGAGAAAGUUACUUAUGGCCAUAGGGAGAUACACAGCCUCAGUUUCUGCUUCUAUCUGCUAAUACUAAUCUACCUCAUGGGUGUGUUGUGAGGAUUAGAUAGGUGCUCUGGGGGAAAAGAAGAAGCACUUUAUAAGUGUUCAGAGUUACUAUUUGAACCUUGUACAAAAUACUUUUGCUCUUUUAAAAGUAUGUCAUAUAUCAUAUGCAGCCAGCUCAAUGGGGUCUGCUGAAUGAUGCCUCUUCUAAACACAAUAUUUUUGUAGUCAGUAUUUUUAUUUUAGAAGAGAUCCAGUCAAAGUGACUUUAGUAGUUUAAACACUGAUUUGUUUAUUAGACAUGUUGAAGUACCUAGAAAAUGGUACAUAUUGCUAUACAUUAAUCUCCCUACAUCCAAGAUUCAGGGAAUUUUUUAAUUUAUGAUUUAAGCUUUUGCAAAUUGAUAUAGAGUCAGGUACCCAGGGAUUCAAUACCACCCUCCCCCAGUUUUCUAUUAAAAUUCAAGGAAGCUGCCCAUCUAUAUCUCUCAGAUGCCCAAUGAGUCUUCCAGCAAAAACAGGAAAGACUAGACUUUACAUUACUGAUCAAUCUCUGGUAAAAAUGCAGAUUUUUUUAACACACCCUAAAGAAUCAAAAGGAUACUAACUGAAUUUUUCUUUCCUUUGUAGCUCAAUUUUAAGCACCCUUUUUACCUGUCAAGUGAAAAUGUGUGCUAAAGAUGGAAAUAAGAUGUCUAUAAAUUUCAUUGCUAUUAUUUCCUAGAAAUAUUUUUUUUUUAAGUCUUGGCAGCAGAUACCUCUGAAAUUUGUUUCCACAAUUUGGGAGGGGUGAAGGAGGAAAUUCUCCCAGGAUUUUCUAGUGACAGUAGGAGACUGAAUGCAAAAUCUCUGGGUAAAUCCAUUUUUUAUUUUAAAAGUACUGUAAUUCUGUGUGACACAUCACCUCCUUCUGACGGUUUAAUAAAAAAUAAAAUGAUGUUCUAUAGAUGGGGAGGGAUAACUUUCGGUGUAAAAUUAAGUGUAAUUGAAAUUGAUAUAUUGAUUAAAAGUUCUAGGAGCCACUAAUUACACAAUUAACAAUGGUCAUAAGACCUGAUAUAGAGACUUAGGCACACUUCAAUUAAUCUACAUAAGUUCACAUUACACUAUUGUAAUAUAUAGUAAUGGGCAUUCAUUAUUACUGCCCCCAAAAAUAAACUUGUCAGUUUCACUGUGUUUAGAAUCCGCUUCUAGUCAAUUUCAGAUUGCCCUAGUGAUGUUUAGGUUGCAAACACUAUAGAGGAAUGUUUGUUAAAACAUAAACCUUUUCAUUGGACUCUAAAGAAAAACAUAGAAAUGUUUUUAUUGUAUUAAAUUUUGCAAGAAUCUUUUCUUCCCCCAAGAUCAAUAUCUUGGGCCAAAUGUGACCUUUAAAACCUGUUCUGCAAGUUGAAUCUGCCUAGAGCCUGAAUAGGUACAAUAUAAAAUCUACAGAAAUAAAUAGAAGGGUAGCCCAAAGUCAGCCCCUCUGAAUGGUUUCUGCAGUGUCUAGUUUGUAAGUCUGACAAACCAGGGCCAGCGGGAUUGAUUCAACCCUUGUUACACUGCUGAUAGAUACUGUGCAGGGGAAAUCAGAACUUUAACUUGAAUAUGGGACUGGAAACGGGAACUUUUGAAUUCUAAUCAUGGCUCUGCUAUUGAUUCUGCAUGGGACUUUUGCAAAUGACUUAACCUUUCUCUCUCCCAAAAGUGCAAGAUCCACUUUGGUGGAUGGUCACAUGGACACAACUCAAAAGCUCAGCCACCUAGAUUUGUUUAUAAUUUUAUUCAAAAAUUAGUGUGUCAUCAAUAGACUUUUAGGACCAGAUUGCCCAGUCUAGGUCCAUUUAGUGUCAUGUAAGUGGUGCAAAGUGGCCUUAAAAUGGCUGGUAAUGACCAACUGAGAAUUCCCCCUAUUCAGGAGAACACUCGAGUGGUAGAGGCUGGUCUGCCACCUCCUUUUUUGCUAAUAAUAGCAAUUAAACGUUGUUCAAAGAAAACAAGAUUACAUGGGGAAUGGUGAUGUUUAGUAUUUCUAUUAAAUUCAUUCUCGUUAUAUCCUUCAUUACAGUUUCUUUGUAAAAAUAUAGAGCAUCUAUUCUUGGAACACUAGAGGUUGAAAUAUCUAAGUGGUUGAUGUAUUUUAUUGCCUUGUGAUGCAUUACAAGCAGUCACCUCCACUCGCAGGUAGAAUUGCCUACUAACAGCCUCUGUGUCUUUGCUUUUUCUUGGCUCGCUAUGUUAGAGAGGAUAAGGGAUACUACUGAGCCUGUUAAGCACACUAUUAAACCUCAAGGAAAUGAAUUAAAAGAAGGUGAGGGGGAGGAGGGGGAAGACAAGUUCUGUUCCUGUCUUAACACUGGUUUGGAUUUAUGGACAUCAACUAUCGCACAAAGGACAAAUGCCAAUGCUGUUCCUCUAACAAGCUUGAUAAUUCUGGCAAGCACAGUGGUGGCAGACUCCAGCAAAUUGCAAUAGGGGAGGCAAUGCCUAUUCCAGGCUUGGAAAUCUCCAGCUGAGUGUUGGCAAGUGUGUGCCUGUGCUGGAGGCUUAAAUCAAUCAGUUCAAUUUUUCCUGAUGUGACCUAGCAAAAUGUAACAAUUGGUUUAAUCAUUCAUAUCCACAGGAAGCGAUGCAUGUUUAAGGCAUUAACUCUAUGUCCUGCAAUAAUACAUUAAUUUAAUGUAAAACAGUGUUAAAGCCACCUGUUUAAUCACGUUCUCAUUAGUUCUAAUUUGAAAACUGUUAUCAAUUUUCUUCUAAAUAUAGGCUCCGCAACUCAACUCUCUGUGCCUAUAAGCCAGACAAGGAUGCUAUCCAUGAGCAUGGUACCUGAAUCUUAAAUCUGACUCUACUGUAGAAUUCCAGCCCCAUGGGAAUAAUAAUAAAGGAAGCCUAAGGAUGACCCUAGUCAAUCAGCAAUUGAACUGCUCAUUCAGAUGCCAGGAUGUCAAGCCCUUCUACUUUCAAGGCUAGGAGUAGAGCAGGUCUACUGGUUGCAAAUUACCUAUGCAUUGGAUUUAGCUUUUGCCCUGAUUGCAUAUUGUUGGCUGCAAACGGAUUAUUGCUCUCAUGUAUUUGUUUACUAUGCAAAGCUGCUCAACCCAUAUGUUUCACAGACAUAGCUGGGGGACUAUAGGUUGUCACUAACUGGUCACAGCAAGCGUUUCAGUAUUUGUAAUGAAGUAUUCUAUAUGAUUGGUCACAUGCUAUGGUUUCUGUUUCCUGUUUGGAUGACAGAGACAUGACACCAGCCCUGAUAGCUUGGCUCCCAUAUCUGCACAAAGAGAAAGUUCUACAAUCAUUCAUGGAAAGAAAAGUCAUAUGAAGGCUUAAAGAAAGAGUUCAGAUGUAAACAGACUGAAUGGCAUGUUGGCUUUGGCAAACAUGUUUACAAAUAGAAUUUUUUUUAUUUGCCCAGCUCUACCAUCAGGGUAGAUUGAACUGGCUUGUAUCACUGUUAAAUUCAGCAUACUAGCUGUUAACUUCUGUAAUACAUUUGCUUGUGUUCUUCUAAUGUCACCAAGUCUUUGAGGUCUUGUCUGGACUAGGAUUUGGAAGACUAGUGUAGACAAGGGAAUGUGCCUUUAACAUGCAUUAAACUGGAACCAAUUUAGAAUACGUUAAAAAUCACACUGCUGUGUCCACACUAGCCUAUUAACACAUGUUCGUCAGCACCAUCCAAAUCUUAAGCUAGUUUAAACCUUAGUACUAGUGGGUAGGGAUGGAAGAAGCAUCAUCAGCCUCCUUCAGAUGACUCAAAAUAGCUACCUCUGAACUUGACCUUAGGCCCACACAAAUAUUCAAUACAGAUAAAACAAACAGCUAAAUAGUAGCAAACUACCUAAUCAAGUUGCAGACUAAAAAUUAGUUUCUUAAACUAUGCUUUCUUAUUAAGUGCUAUAUAAAGUACCUUGGACUAGACGCUUAAAAACAUCUCGGGCUGAAUAGAGCGUCUAGGUGGUUUUGGAAUGCACUUUGUGAUGUCACACCACGCAGCAUGCAUGACUAUUUUGCGGUUGCUAUUGUACUAUGACUAGUUUAAAUUCAUAUUUUAAACUUAUUGAAUAUUAGCAUAAUUUCAAGUAAUAAUUUAAUUUAUGGUAGAA